Messenger RNA from Aspergillus niger, 261 nucleotides. RefSeq lists its product as uncharacterized. The transcript has 2 exons. The record is from RefSeq and is a predicted model, not a curated record. NCBI's taxonomy places the organism in Eukaryota, Fungi, Ascomycota, Eurotiomycetes, Eurotiales, Aspergillaceae. Bases 1 to 261 code for a protein of 86 amino acids.
AUGGCGACACCUCCUCCCACAGAUACAACCUCACUUGACAAAACAGUCGGGAAAAGAGAAGAGCUCCUGAGCGACACAGCAAUGACAAUUCUAACUCAACUUAAGGAGUUACAGAAUUGUCUAGAAUCUCAAAAACGGACAAUCAUCCAUAUUGAACAAGACGAUGCUUUAAGUGACCAACAGCAUGAAUCACAUAUGAUUAUUCCCAGAAUGAAAGCCCGGUUGGAGAGCCGCAAAGGAUGCGGGUAUUUCGAGAGCUAA